CCAUCAGCACCACCUCCACCUCCGCCACCGCCACCGCCACCACCACCACCACCGCCGGCGGCGGCAGCAGCCAUUUCAUCUCCACAGAAACCAGACACAAAAACAUGGCAGAAAUGGAGAAAGAAGGGAGACCUCCGGAAAAUAAAAGGAGCCGGAAACCGGCUCACCCCGUGAAGAGGGAGAUCAACGAGGAGAUGAAGAACUUUGCGGAAAACACCAUGAAUGAGCUCCUUGGCUGGUAUGGCUACGAUAAAGUUGAAUUAAAAGACGGUGAAGAUAUUGAAUUCAGAAGCUACACUACUGAUGGAGAAAGCCGGCAACACAUUUCUGUUCUCAAAGAAAAUUCUUUGCCAAAACCAAAAUUACCGGAGGACAGUGUUAUUUCAUCUUACAAUAUAGGCACAGGCUACUCAGGCCUUGCCACUGGGAAUGGACUCAGUGACUCACCUGCUGGGUCAAAGGAUCAUGGCAAUGUGCCUAUUAUUGUCCCUUUAAUCCCACCACCUUUCAUAAAGCCGCCAGCAGAAGAUGAUGUGUCAAAUGUACAAAUAAUGUGUGCCUGGUGCCAGAAAGUGGGGAUCAAGCGCUAUUCCCUGAGUAUGGGAAGCGAGGUGAAAAGCUUCUGCAGCGAGAAAUGCUUUGCCGCCUGCCGGAGAGCCUACUUCAAAAGAAACAAGGCUAGAGAUGAAGAUGGACGUGCUGAAAGUUUUCCCCAGCAGCACUAUGCUAAGGAAACUCCAAGGCUUGCCUUCAAGAAUAACUGCGAACUACUUGUGUGUGACUGGUGUAAACACAUAAGGCACACAAAAGAAUACCUGGAUUUUGGGGACGGGGAAAGAAGGCUUCAGUUCUGCAGUGCAAAAUGUCUCAAUCAAUACAAAAUGGACAUUUUCUACAAAGAGACACAGGCCAAUCUUCCAGCUGGGCUAUGCGGCACAUUACACCCUCACAUGGAGAGUAAAGCAGAAGGCACCGGGGUGCAGCUGCUCACUCCAGACUCUUGGAAUAUCCCGCUAACAGAUGCUCGGAGGAAAGCCCCCUCCCCCGUGGCUGCAGCUGGCCAAAGCCAGGGCCCUGGCCCAUCCUCGUCCACCACCGUUUCUCCAUCUGACACUGCCAACUGCUCUGUCACUAAAAUCCCCACGCCAGUGCCCAAGUCCCUCCCCAUCAGCGAGGCUCCAAGCAUCCCUCCCGUCUCGGUCCAGCCACCUGCUAGCAUCGGACCUCCGCUGGGUGUCCCACCUCGAAGCCCUCCCAUGGUGAUGACCAACCGCGGCCCAGUGCCCCUGCCCAUCUUCAUGGAACAGCAGAUCAUCCAGCAGAUCCGCCCGCCCUUCAUCCGAGGGCCACCGCACCACGCCUCCAACCCCAAUAGCCCCUUGUCCAACCCCAUGCUCCCGGGCAUUGGGCCCCCGCCCGGUGGCCCCAGGAACCUAGGCCCCACUUCCAGCCCCAUGCACCGGCCUAUGCUAUCGCCCCACAUCCACCCCCCAAGUACCCCUACCAUGCCUGGGAACCCCCCAGGGCUGCUGCCCCCGCCGCCCCCGGGCGCGCCCUUGCCCAGCCUUCCCUUCCCUCCAGUAAGCAUGAUGCCAAACGGCCCGAUGCCGGUUCCCCAGAUGAUGAACUUCGGGCUGCCGUCGCUGGCCCCGCUGGUGCCGCCCCCCACGCUGCUCGUGCCGUACCCAGUGAUCGUGCCCCUGCCGGUGCCCAUCCCUAUCCCAAUCCCCAUUCCCCACGUGAACGACUCCAAGCCCCCGAACGGAUUUUCUAGCAACGGGGAGAGCUUCGUUCCGAGCGCCCCGGGCGACUCCUCGGCGACGGGAGGCAAGACUGGUGGACGCUCCCUGUCCCCGCGGGACUCCAAGCAGGGCUCUUCCAAGUCGGCCGACUCGCCGCCCGGAAGCUCCGGCCAGGCUCUGAGCCUGGCGCCCGCGGAGCGCGGUCGUGGGGAGGUGGUGGACCUGACCCGGCACGCGGGCAGCCCCGCGGGCGCGGGAGGCCAGCCGGGCUUCGCGGGCGUGCUGCACGGCCCGCAGGACGGCGUCAUCGACCUGACCGUGGGCCACCGAGCCCGGCUGCACAACGUGAUCCACCGCGCGCUGCACGCUCACGUCAAGGCGGAGCGCGAGCCGGGAGCCGCGGAGCGCAGGACCUGCGGCGGCUGCAGGGACGGCCACUGCAGCCCGCCCGCCGCCGGCGACCCCGGCCCGGGCGCCCCCGCGGGCCCCGAGGCUGCCGCCGCCUGCAACGUCAUCGUGAACGGCACCCGUGGCGCCCCGGCCGAGGCCAAGGGCGCGGAGCCCCCGCCCGAGCAGCCACCGCCCGCCCCUCCCAAAAAGCUACUGUCGCCCGAGGAGCCCGCGGUGAACGAGCUGGAGUCGGUCAAGGAGAACAACUGCGCUUCCAACUGCCACCUGGACGGGGAGGCGACCAAAAAACUGAUGGGGGAGGAAGCCCUGGCAGGGGGCGACAAGUCGGACCCGAACCUCAAUAACCCCGCGGACGAGGACCACGCCUAUGCUCUGCGGAUGCUGCCCAAGACCGGCUGCGUGAUCCAGCCUGUGCCAAAACCCGCGGAGAAGGCUGCCAUGACGCCGUGCGUCAUCUCCUCGCCCAUGCUCAGCGCUGGCCCCGAGGACCUGGAGCCGCCGCUCAAAAGGAGGUGCCUCCGAAUUAGAAACCAGAAUAAGUAAAAAAAAAAAAAAGGUUUGUAUGUCCACCUCCUCCGAGAGACAGUGCCCCCCGCCUUGCUUCUUAGAAGGCGGAGGUGAGAUGCAGCCGUCACCGUGCUGUCCCUUACCGCUUUCUUUGGGUGGCCAGGUACCAUCGACGGUUUGAUCCAAUACCUAUGACAGCUGGCAGUAUGGUUUAGUACACCAUUACCACUUUACAGCCGAGAGGCAGUUAAGAGCCAAGAUCACUCAAGCCCUUGAACCUGAGUUGAAAGCAUACGCUCUUUUGCUACACACUACUUUUUUCUUUUCGGGUUCAUACCUAAUUUAUCCAACUGGGGAAAGGGGCGUGGGAGGAAGACUACUUGAGGAAUCUUAAUGUUCAGUUAGGCGGUUGCAGGGCAGUGUUGAAAUGUCUGGGUAACCCAUCAGAGGGGAAACUUCUAGAGCUGGUAGUCCCUUUGGCAGACUCUUACUCUAGCAUCUCAAGGUGACCGUGUCUGUAGGCUAACAUGAAAAACUAGCCGUCCGGGCAACCUACCACGCCCCCUUUCGGUACUCAGUGGCUGAGUUGAUGAAGUCCCACUUCUCUAUAUAGAACUUGAUGAAGUGGGAGACACUUCUCUGUAUCCUAUGACUGCUGUACCCUGCUUACUACCCAGUGAGAUGACGGGGACCGCACGUGAGCCACUGUAGCGACUCUUGCCAAUCCUAGUGGAGUAGGCAUCGAUAGCAUUCUACCAAGAAGGAAGCGGUGGCUUAGAGAUAUCUGCUCAGUCAGAGCUUGUCGGUGGAGGACCCAGUGUUGACUCCAGGCCUGUCCAUCCAGUCUCAGAGCGUGAUCUCUUCCAUCUACCCAAGCAGGCAACAAGUCAAGACUUAGGUUGUUUAUUAACUGAUUAUAGAAAGGAAAGGAGAAAUGGGUAUUCCUCCAGAUUUAACCUAGACACUGCUCCUUCCGUGGGCUGAAGACACAGAAGAAUGUGCUAUUGGGCUACAUCAAAGUAGGUACAGCACAUCCUAUCGCCAUAGGGGAUGUAAAUCCAGGCAGGAAGGAGGCCUGGGGGAGGGGAGGCAGGAAGAGUAUUCUUCACAGGGUAUGCAGGCUCUUCUGAGUAUUUCCCCUAGUAUUUCUUUGGAGUUAGAUGUAUAUAGAGCAGCUAUAUUCAUUCACCUGGUGGAGAAAUAGGGUUGAGGAACUUGUCCAGGAUUAUCUAACCUGGGAGCAGAGUUGUGAUUCAAAUCCAAGUUGUGAAGUCCAAAGCUUAAUUUCCUUUCAAGCACUGUAGGAGAAUCAGCUAACCAGUCCAUCCAUCAAGACAUUUACAAAAAUUCUCUUAUCUCCUUGAGGGAAAGAAAGUUCCCUCAACACAGCAGCAAGCCUCCGCUUGCCAACAUGCCCAGUUUACACGCUCCCAUAGACCACCAACCUGUUGCCUCCAGGGUGGGAACAUGGGUACUUCACUUACAGCCAGAAUGGAAGCCCUGAACGAGAGCAGAAGGCUUACUGGCUAGUUCGAGAAUCUUUUCUUGGCCACCAUGGUUUGAGGUCUUCUUUUCCAGUGGGAGCAGAACACCAGAGUUGAGGUCACCACUUCUUCCCCAUUAGCCUACAAUGUCUUCAGUCUGAAGGCAGGUGGCCUUGGCCUUCUCACAGGCAUGCCAACUGAAAAUGUCCCCAAAUAACUUAAUCUGCUUGACAGUGCUUUGAGUGAAGGAUUGACAAGUGACUCCUCCCCCGAAAAAGUGAGCACCUUCAGAAAGCACCGGAAAUUGUCACACACACACACACACACACACACACACACACACACACACACCAGGAAGAAUGGGAGGGUGAAAGAUCUCACUGCCAUUACUGUGCUAAGAGACCAGGACAGAAACAGUGACACACCCUAUGAGUAUCCAAAGACGGAAAUGUCGUUAACAGUGCCCGUUGUAUGAAUGGCUGUCUGGGUGAUUUAUGUUUCUGAAGGAGUCACUGGCCAAGGGUAGUUUUUGCGGAUCAGCAUCACUACUAAAAAUGUUAACUUGGCAACAGCCAAGUCUAGAAGAUGCUGUGACCAAAUUGCCUCUUGUAAUCGGAAAGUCCCUUUUAUUGUGGGUCUCCCAAGAAAUUACAGCUCUUUUUGAAAGUCGGUCAUAGGUUUUGAGGGCUGCCAAGAGGAGGCAAGGCAAGAGAUUUAAGGGGGGGGGCAUGUCUCCAGUACAUCAACAGGGCACCCAAGUAGAUCGCUGGUCCCAUGUCACCUCAGGGCACUUCUACCUGCUGUAAUCCACUCUCUAGCCUUCUGGUUUCCUGCUCACAGACGGUGCUGCCUUUGCUGUAACCCUCAGGAACUCAUGCGUUUGGGGAAGCUGGAAAUACAUCUAUGAACUAAGGACUGCGUGCCCUUUGUGCCCUAAUAGUGAGCA
Arvicanthis niloticus (Nile rat) is the source of this 5090-nucleotide messenger RNA. RefSeq names its product sine oculis binding protein homolog (gene Sobp). Gene Ontology annotation, cellular component: nucleus. NCBI's taxonomy places the organism in Eukaryota, Metazoa, Chordata, Mammalia, Rodentia, Muridae. Gene Ontology annotation, biological process: animal organ development; inner ear morphogenesis. The record is from RefSeq and is a predicted model, not a curated record. Gene Ontology annotation, molecular function: zinc ion binding.